This is a messenger RNA of Melampsora larici-populina 98AG31, 1239 nucleotides long. RefSeq lists its product as uncharacterized. The record is from RefSeq and is a predicted model, not a curated record. The transcript is spliced from 6 exons. Bases 1 to 1239 code for a protein of 412 amino acids. Lineage: Eukaryota; Fungi; Basidiomycota; Pucciniomycetes; Pucciniales; Melampsoraceae.
AUGGAGUACUCAGAUCUCGAGCUUAACAUGUUGGCUAAGAAGUACAGCAAGAAAAGAGGUGUUUCUGCUGCUGACAAGGUUUUCCUCUUGGAUCUUCAUGACCAGAUGGAGAAAGUUAUCACGAUUAAUUGCAUCGUGCAACAAAUCUCGCGUGAUAUGGCCGAUGGAAUAUUGGGCAAGGCUUCGCCUUAUCGAGGUAUCAAUGGGUACCAGAUCUUCCAGGGUUCUGAAGGAGCAAGGGCUAUAGUGAAAGCAAACGGUGGGAUUCGUGCACCGGGAAGCAACGCGAAAGUUGGGGACGCGUGGAAACUAUUGGGUGAGGCUGGUCAGAAGUUCUACAACGACCAAGCAGCAAACUCUGUCAUUCAAAAACAUUUGAAGAAAUCGAGCAAAACAAAAACAAACCAAGCCACAUCUACCGGGACUGAAAUGACAUCAACCCCGACUGAUCUCAUAUCGAACUCGACCAAAAUUGUAUCGAACUCAACUGAACUUGUAUCGAACUCGACCGAAGCCGCAUCCACAUCAAAUCCAAGCACCUCAACAUCUGCGUCUGAUGAGUCUGUGCCGCCUCAAGGUGCUGCUCAAACUGGCAUUCAAAUAUCACCACACGUCAAUUCCGAGACGCGGCCACAGAACACUCUCACCUGCCGGUCUGCCGUAAAACGGCCUUUGACUAAAAACCUGCCCACCGUACAAGGAUGGGUCAGUGACCUUCUUCCAAUGGCAAAUAAUAUCGCCCAAACUUAUAAGGUUCAGAUUGCUAUUGUAUGUGUUUCAUCGUUUUUAGGUAACGGGUGUCUUCAGUUGGUGGAAGCAACACCUCGUCUCCGCUCAUGGUUCGAAAUGGACAAAUUGAACAAUCCGGAAAACCACACCGUGGCGCGGAUGCAGUCUGCCAUUACUGGGUGGAAUGUGGAGGACAUCGUCGAACUGGGUCCUGUUGCUGAACCUACUGAGGUGGCUAAGGCACGAGCUAGGCUAAACAAUCUUAUAAAAACUCAAACCGUCGGCAAAUUCAAAAACUGGCCUUGGAGCAAUCAAACACGACUUUUAGCUGCAGGAUACCAUAUCAAGGUGCUUCCUGGUGCAUCGACCUCUUUGGAGAUCCUCACUCGAGCCAGCAAUAAGCUCCUGCCUGUUCAAGCCAUUGACAUCAACCAGAGCAUUCAGGAUAAAAAAAUAUGUGUAGUGAAGAAAGAAACUGAAGAAAGAAACGAAUUCGAUGCAUUGAUUUGA